Molecule: messenger RNA, 444 nt
Organism: Theileria annulata
Lineage: Eukaryota; Apicomplexa; Aconoidasida; Piroplasmida; Theileriidae
Exons: 3
Coding region: 1-444 (147 amino acids)
Source: RefSeq, a predicted model, not a curated record
AUGGACCAGAAAAACACAGUAGCCAGGGGAAACAAUGUGAAUCAAGACAGAAGUCAACGAAUUGAUGAAUCUCAAAGAAACUAUAACCCACAAUUCGGUUAUCAGACAAUGACGGAGGAGAGGGAAAUGAACAUGUAUCAGGGAAAUCAGUAUGUAAUUCAGCAGGUUGAUGGUGAGCAGAUUCCAGGAAAUUUUGUUGACCCUAUGGAAAGGCCAUAUGUGUAUAAUUAUCCAAUAUACGAGGGUGGAAUCCCAGUAUACACUUCAAUUCAGCCUUACGGAUACAACGGUUAUCAUGCAACUCAUCCGUAUGAACCGGUUAAAAACUUGCCAAGGAUAGUUUACACUGGACAGGAUUUAGUGGAGAAUCAAAGAUUCCAAACUGUGCCGUUGCCUUAUGGAAAAGUUACACAUCGUCAAAAAAAGAAUUUCCUGUGUUGUUAA